AUGGAUCAGCAACGACGACAAGGGAAAAUAUCGUUCAUUCCUGACAUCGCCGGUGCCCGGUUGCCGGACAAUUGGAAGAACUUGGCUUUGGAAAGGUAUGACGGAACCACUGACCCCGAGGAACACCUUGAUUCCUUCGUCACACAAGUUGGUUUAUAUACCGACGAAGAUGCGGUCAUGUGUAAGGUCUUUCCUAGAUCGUUGAAAGGACCAACAUUGAGUUGGUUCACAAGAAUCUCCACAGGAUCGGUAGACUCGUUUGCAACCUUAUCCUCCCGAUUUGUGAUACAAUUCGCUACGAGCCGACCCCAUCAGCUCACCUCCAUCGCGUUGGUCAAUAUUCGCCAGGAAAAGAAGGAACCUCUAAGAACCUUCAUGGAACGGUUCAGAAAGGUGCCCCUAUCCAUCCGAGACCUAGACCCAUCGGUGGCAAUGCACCACCUCACCAUGGCAUUAAGGCCAGGACCCUUCGUAAACAACCUAUGUAAGAAGCCACCCCGAUACCUAGAUGACUUGAGGCAGAGAGCCACCAAGUACAUGCAGAUGGAAGAGUUGGCCGAAUUCAGGAACCAGAACUGGCCCAACCUCUUCCUCGAGAAAAAAGAAGCUGAAAAGGAGCAUCCUCCAAGGUCUCUCCCUCGAGACGCACCUGAUCGGGAGAGGAAUAAUAGGGGACCCAAAUAUGCACAAUACACGAUGCUUAACACCAGCAGGGCCAAGGUGUUGGAGCAGGCCCUGGCCACAAAGAUCCUCAUAGUGCCCCGUCGUGCAAUGACUCCGCCCCACGCGGACAAGACCAAAACAUGUCAAUUUCACAGAAACAGGGGACACACCACCGAGGAGUGCACAACCCUUCGAGAUUGUAUUGAAGACCUCGUUAAAUCAAGGCAUCUUCGAAGCUUCACUCAACCCUCGGGCAGAAAGAGAUAUGAUAGUUACCAUGAUAAGAGGGAGUCCGAAAGGGGAAACUGCGAAAGGGCACCUCCAAGGUAUAGAUCCCGAGAACGCAUCAAGUCUCAAGAAAGGAACGAUCAGCAAUGA
Molecule: messenger RNA, 1041 nt
Organism: Cajanus cajan (pigeon pea)
Lineage: Eukaryota; Viridiplantae; Streptophyta; Magnoliopsida; Fabales; Fabaceae
Source: RefSeq, a predicted model, not a curated record